This is a messenger RNA of Pyricularia oryzae 70-15, 1471 nucleotides long. Its product is annotated as 3-oxo-5-alpha-steroid 4-dehydrogenase 2. Gene Ontology annotation, molecular function: 3-oxo-5-alpha-steroid 4-dehydrogenase activity. Bases 199 to 1074 code for a protein of 291 amino acids. The transcript is spliced from 2 exons. Gene Ontology annotation, cellular component: membrane. The record is from RefSeq and is a predicted model, not a curated record. Gene Ontology annotation, biological process: steroid metabolic process. NCBI's taxonomy places the organism in Eukaryota, Fungi, Ascomycota, Sordariomycetes, Magnaporthales, Pyriculariaceae.
AAAAGAAAAAAAAGCAAGACAAAAAUUCCGGGCAAGCCGGCAACCGGGUAGCAAAAACGCCCUAACGAUAGACAGCGUCAUUCGACUCCACACCGCCGUCUUGCUCAGCUGGUAUCGUUUUGGCCCCAAGCCCAAUUCUACCAUAAGCGACAUAUUUACUGGUCUUGGCUCUAGGCCUUUGGUUUUCGUUUGCUGAAGAUGGCCAUUAUCGAGAACUGGAUCCCACCUACGAGGGAAAAUUGGGAGACUCUACUCUUUGUGUGGAAGUUUUUCCCCAUUCUCCCAUCUGUACAAUGGCUGACUCCGUGGUACCCGAUGGGUAAAACCUCGUACCCGAGCAUCUUUAACGUCCCGGGCCGUCUCGCCUGGUUCCUGAUGGAGAUCCCGGGGGUCUCGAUACUGCUCUACAACAUGAGCACGCUGCCGGCCAAGCACGGCAUCGACGACCUCCCCUGGCAGAACAAGGUGCUGGCCGGCCUGUUUGCGAUCCACUACAGCUACCGCGCCGUCAUGUACCCGCUGAUGGCGCCCUCCAUGGCGCCCAUGAACAUCGUCGUCGCCUCCUCGGCCGUCUUCUUCCAGGUCAUGAACGGCACGUGCCUGGGGGCCUGGCUGGCAGCCUACGGGCCGACCACGCAGGAGGAGUGGCGCGCCCAGCUGGGCGCCGGCGGCACGCUGCAGUUCGUCGUGGGCAUCAGCAUCUUCUACCUGGGCCUGGCGGCAAACUACUACCACGACGACGAGCUCCGCGAGAUCCGGCGGAGGGAGGAGCGCAGGCGCGAGCGCGUGGCCAGGGACGAGGGCGUGCGGCCCGAGACGGUCGAGCGCCACUACGCCAUCCCCCAGGCCGGCUUCUUCAAGUUCGUCCUCUACCCGCACUACUUCCUCGAGUGGUGCGAGUGGUUCGGCUACUGGAUGGCCUGCGGGUGGUCCUGCACCCCGGCCUUUUUGUUCCUGUUCAACGAGUUCGUCUCCAUGCUCCCCAGGGCCGUCAACGGUCGCAAGUGGUACGAGGAGAGGUUCGGGCCCGAGAAGAUCAAGGGCCGCAAGGCUGUCAUCCCGGGACUGCUGUGAGCUCGGGCUGUCUUGAGGAACAAGCAAGUGCCAGGUAUGCUGGCCAAGGGAUGUUGAGUAUUUUCUCCGCCGCUUUUCUUUUUUGCAACUUGGUUCGGUUCUGUUUUUUUCGGCGUCUGGGGAAAGGAAGAGAUUGGAGCAUGGAAUGCCAAUUGGGCUGCAUAAUGUGUAGAGGGGCUGCUUGUGUUCGUUAAUAUUGCGGGUCAGAUGAUAGAGGUUUUACAGGGAUUUUGCGACCACGGCCCAGAAAGGAUGUCUAGUACUCUUGGGGAUCCCCAGUCAUAACUCGGCAGAAGAGGCUGGGAUAUAGAUAUUGAGAUGGGGGGUUAUAGAAUAGUAGACCUACUUAAGCACCCCGACCACUCUCAAACAGCAAAAAUUUACAUCCUUGGCACAG